AUGCGCGGGGCGCCCCGGGGUCCGGACCGUACGCGCGCGCUUAGCCCCGCGGCCUCGCGCCCGGGCGGCGUGGAGUCCCGCGGGGAGGAAGCAGCCCGUGGGAUCACCCCGCUCAAAGGGAGGUGCAAUAAGUUGUUGGAGGCCCUUUGGCGCCGGGACUGGCCGCGACUCGCUGCGCCGAGCGGACCCCGGGAACGCUCCGCCCGGCGCAGCCCUCGAUCCCCGGCCCGGGCUGGAGCCGGGCGGUGGAGGACAGACAGACAGCCGGCCGGAAGCCAAGCUAGGCUCGCAGAGGCCAGCCCCCCUGCUCGGAAGCGGGGCCGGCCGACCCCGCCGCCCGGGAGACGCGUCUCGGGGUUCGCCUUACUUGUGUCAACUUUACGGGGAGGGGAGAAGCUGCGAAGGCGCGCCUGGAAACGACAGCCGCGACCACAAACAGCCCGGGCGCGGGGCCGGCGGACGGCGGUCGGGGCCGGUUUUUACCGCAACAGCGCCACCUCUCGGCGAAGGGUUUUCUUAGAACACAGUACACACCAUUACAGGAAACACUUGUAUUGCACAGGAGCUGUGACAAGCCGGGAUGUAUGCUGGGAAAGUGGGCCAGAUUUUGCCCAUCCUCUGGCCCCUGGUUGGCUUGCUUUGGCACAAAGGGGACUUUUAGGGCUAGAAUUUAAAAACAAAAAUGAAGCCUGGUACACGAAGACUUUCUGCAGGCUGAGCCUUUCAUCCACGGUGACAAGGAAACAGCUCAGAGAUGGCGCUGUCUCCGUGUGCAUACCCUUCUUCCUGCCCCCCAGCCAUGCUGUAGUGUGGCUGGACUUUUUCCUCAUGCAUUGUUUCUGCCUCAAAAACAACAAAUAUACCCCAGCAACACCCUCAGGAUCACCUCCAUCCUCACAGGGUGUCCCUGAUCCCAUGAAGAACAGAAAACUGGGUUCAUACCUCUACCCUCCCCAAAUAAAAAUCAAAGUCAACUUGACAACAGGCCUUCUCAUAGCAUUUUUUUUCACUUAG
Dipodomys ordii (Ord's kangaroo rat) is the source of this 1014-nucleotide messenger RNA. RefSeq lists its product as uncharacterized. NCBI's taxonomy places the organism in Eukaryota, Metazoa, Chordata, Mammalia, Rodentia, Heteromyidae. The transcript is spliced from 5 exons. The record is from RefSeq and is a predicted model, not a curated record. Bases 1 to 1014 code for a protein of 337 amino acids.